Molecule: messenger RNA, 2277 nt
Organism: Melospiza melodia melodia
Lineage: Eukaryota; Metazoa; Chordata; Aves; Passeriformes; Passerellidae
Gene: RGS9
Product: regulator of G protein signaling 9
Exons: 17
Coding region: 70-1527 (485 amino acids)
Biological process (GO): regulation of G protein-coupled receptor signaling pathway; G protein-coupled receptor signaling pathway; positive regulation of GTPase activity
Cellular component (GO): plasma membrane; cytoplasm; neuron projection
Molecular function (GO): GTPase activator activity
Source: RefSeq, a predicted model, not a curated record
UCCGCUCGCACCAGCACCGCCACCACCGCCACCGCCACCACCGACACCGCCACCGCCACCGCCGGCACCAUGACCGUCACACGGCUCGACCAGGGACAGCGCUACCGCCCGCGCAUGGCCUUCCUCAAAAAGAUUGAAGCUCUCAUGAUGGAGAUGCAGAGCCCAGACACAGGAAUCAAGACACAGACCCAGCCAGUGAUGGUCACCAGCAUCCCCCACGCUGUCACAGGUAAUGAUAUCAUGCAGUGGAUCCUUCAGCGCUUGAAAAUCACUGCAGAAGAGGCACUCCACCUGGGAGACCUGUUUGUGAAAUAUGGAUAUAUCUACCCUCUCCAGGAGCCAAAGAACCUCACCCUGAGGGCAGAUGGCAGCCUCUACAGGUUUCAAACCCCUUAUUUCUGGCCAGUGCAGGGCUGGGCUGCUGAUGACACUGACUAUGCAAUUUAUCUAGCAAAGAAGAACAUUAAAAGGAAAGGGGUUUUGGAAGAAUAUGAAAAGGAACAUUACAACAUGCUCAAUCAGAAAAUAAACUACAAGUGGGAUUUUGUCAUUAUGCAGGCCAAGGAGCAGUAUAAGGCAGGGAAGGAGCGGAAGAAGGAGGACAGGUACGCCCUGGACUGCCAGGAGAGAGCCUACUGGCUUGUGAACAGAACUCCUCCAGGCAUGCUGAGCGCCCUCGAGUACGGAAUAGACCGAGUCACAGACCCCAAUGAAAAUAAGAAAAAUACAAUGGAAUUCUACAGGAGAGAGAUCAUGUACUAUCAGCAGGCCAUCCUGAAGACCAGAGUGAAAUCUUCUGUCUCUCUUGGAGGGGUUGUGAAGUACUCUGAGCAGUUCCUCUCCAAUGAUCCCAUCCUGUCUGGAUGUCUCCCCAGCAACCCUUGGAUAUCAGAUGACCCUGACUUUUGGGACCUCAAUGCAAAGCUGGUGGAGGUGCCCACCAGGAUGCGCGUGGAGCGAUGGGCCUUCAACUUCAGCGAGCUGAUCCGGGACCCCAAGGGCCGCCAGAACUUCCAGCUCUUCCUGAAGAAGGAGUUCAGCGGAGAGAAUCUGGGUUUCUGGGAAGCCUGUGAGGAUCUCAAGUAUGGAGACCAAUCCAAGGUCAAAGAAAAAGCAGAAGAAAUCUACAAGCUGUUCCUGGCUCCGGGAGCGAGGCGCUGGAUUAACAUCGAUGGCAAAACAAUGGGCAUCACAGUCAAGGGCCUGGAGCACCCUCAUCGAUAUGUUCUGGAUGCUGCUCAGACCCACAUCUACAUGCUGAUGAAAAAGGACUCCUAUGGCCGCUAUUUAAAGUCUCCAAUAUACAAGGAAAUGCUGGCCAAGGCUGUUGUGCCACAAGAGGGUGUCAAAAAAAGCACGGGUCUGUUCGGACGCCGCCACCUGCGCUCCAGCCCCAGCCCCAUCGUCCUGAGGCAGCAGGAGGAAGAGGCCAAGGCCAGGGAAGCCGCCAACACCGUGGACAUCACGCAGGUCAUGAGCAAGCUGGAUCGCAGGAACCAGCUGCAGAAGGAAGCUCCUCCCAAGUAGGCUCUGAGCCCCGCAGGGAAAAGACAAGGCGAGGCCGGGCUGAGCUUCGCCUCCCCUUCCUGAAGGUGUCAGUGCUGCUUUAGCUUUCCCGGGCCGGCUCUGGGCCCUGCCAGCUCCCGCACGUUGCCAUGGCUGCUGGAGAGCAGAUGUCCCUGCCCGGGCAGUGCCGGGCUGUGUGCCAGGCUCGGGGGCAGCACCCUGCACACGCAGGAGGGGAGGUGCCCCCACAGCCCCGGGAGGCUGCAGAGCCCGGCUGCCCGUGCCUGCUGCUCCAGGGCAGGGCAGAGCUGUGCCCCAGUGGGCUCAGACCAGCCUGCCUUGGCCCUAAGGGGAUGAGCCUGCGGGGAGCAGGGCGAGGUGACCCAGCCCAGAGAGUCCCUGCUCCUCCAUCCCAUGGGGGGCUCUGCGCCCUCCCAGGGAACCCCCUGAGAGGAGCCCCCACACCCCCACUCCAAGAGUCCUGCACCACAGGCACAGGAGCUGCUUGUGGGAGCAGCAGCAGGAGCAUUUCUGAAGGUUUAGCUGCCCUUCUGAAUUUGAAUGACACUCCCACAUCCCCUGGCACGCUGGAGAUGAUCAGCUCUGCUCUGCUCUCCCUGUGACUCCUGUGCUGUGAGCUGGGUGUGCAGGUGCAGAGAGCUGCCCCUUGCCAGAGCCAAGAGAGGUUUUAUCCAGUCCUUCCCACCUCUUGUCUUGUCUUUUUCCUGCUCUUCUAUUUUCUGUUGUUAAAAAUCCAACAGGAGGUAGCUG